Messenger RNA from Fusarium oxysporum Fo47, 506 nucleotides. RefSeq lists its product as uncharacterized. Lineage: Eukaryota; Fungi; Ascomycota; Sordariomycetes; Hypocreales; Nectriaceae. The transcript has a single exon. Bases 1 to 495 code for a protein of 164 amino acids. The record is from RefSeq and is a predicted model, not a curated record.
AUGUCUCAAUCUGCUUCUAAGAAUCAAGAGCCUGUUGAUCCCGAAGCAUCUUGCCGCGGCAUUGCAUACAGAGACCUUUCGCCCGAACAACAAGAAAUGAGCGACAUUCUGUAUAAAAUGGAGCGCCACAACCUAGACCUGUUAGGCAUUGCAGAACUUGGUCGUGACGGGAUUUUCCGGUAUCUCGAUGCCGAUCGCAAUAUUCACUAUGCAAUUGCUCUAAGGCCGGCAUUAAUAAAGGCUCUAUUAGACCGCACGCCUUAUAAUCAGGAGGAAGAGGAAUUCUGGCAUGGAAUUAAUGGCACAAAAGUGCCUAAAGACCAGUGGUAUAAUCCACCCCCAGGUAUCCUCCCACCACCACUAUCUGAGGAACAUCGAAACGAGGGCCGACAGCUUAAUGAGAUGAACAAAGAGAAGUUUGACAAGAUUCGUACAGAUUCGAAGAACUACAAGGAACGUCUUGUCUUUAUAGAGUCAGAUCAUAAGCUUGAAUAGAUAUACUGGAG